AUGGCGCUGAAUGCUUCCGAGAAAUGGGAUCUCUGCCCACAGGCUGCUGAUCGUCAUUUUGGCCCCUCGCUCGAUGCGCGGUGCCGCGGGGGCUUUGAUUUCACCCUCACUUUUGAACAAUCCAUCCUGUCUAUUGCUCCUUCAGCCCUGCUGCUCCUUAUCGUCCCCUUCCGAUUAUACUGCCUGUCUCGCGCCAGCCUUAAGACCAAUGUCUCCUUCUCCCUGGCGUGCUCGAGCAAGCUUCUAGCCGCUGUUGCUCUGGUUGGUCUCCAAGUCGCCUUACUAGUGUUAUGGGUUCGAAAUCCACAGGUACAAACGGUCGCGUCCAUCCCGGCUGCCGCCCUGUCGCUGGUCGAUGCGCUGUCCAUCUGUCUGCUUUCCUACAUGGAGCAUACUCGUUCCAUUCGGCCUUCCACCCUCUUGGGGGUCUUUCUCUUGGCUUCGCUCGUCUUGGAUAUCCCCCAAUCGCGAACACUCUUCCUGAUGAGAAACCAAACGCCCAUGGCAGCGGUCUUCACUGCAGCGACGGGUCUCAAGGUAAUUCUACUCAUGUUCGAGGCACAGAGUAAGAUUCAUGAACUCAGGUUGCCGUAUCGCCACCAUCCUCCCGAGGCGACAGCAAAUGUUUGGGCGCGCACCCUAUUCUGGUGGCUCAAUCCGCUGUUUUUCAGGGGAUUUGCCCGUUUGCUAUCAAUCGAGGACCUUUACUCGAUGGACAGCAAACUCGCGACCUUCCAUCUUCGAGAAUGGAUGCAAGCUAGCUGGGCCCGUCGAGGCACUUGA
Molecule: messenger RNA, 783 nt
Organism: Penicillium samsonianum
Lineage: Eukaryota; Fungi; Ascomycota; Eurotiomycetes; Eurotiales; Aspergillaceae
Exons: 1
Coding region: 1-783 (260 amino acids)
Source: RefSeq, a predicted model, not a curated record